Phascolarctos cinereus (koala) is the source of this 6314-nucleotide messenger RNA. The record is from RefSeq and is a predicted model, not a curated record. Lineage: Eukaryota; Metazoa; Chordata; Mammalia; Diprotodontia; Phascolarctidae.
UUUCAGUUUCAUACUAACUGGAAAAGUUUGUCCCUGCUGGUGUGACCACAGCAACGAAGCCCAGAUUUAGCCACCUCUUGUCCCUACCUAAGAAUUUUAAAGACCUUCUCUCAUUCUAUCCUGGGACGGAAGCGCGAUAGCCAAAAGAAGUUUUGAGGGAAAUCCCUAUUGAUGAUAGCUUCCAUUGAACCUAAUACUACGAGUUCAACUAUGGAGAAUGACGCUAAGAGAAAAAGUGAGAGACAAAUGAAGGUGUCAGCUAAUCAGAUGGAAAAAAACAUAUGUGAAGAUCCCAUAACCAGUGAGGGACUAUUGGAAUUGAGAAGAAUUUUGAAAGUGAUUUCAGCAGUCCCCAGAGCUUUGAAUCCUCACAUCAAGGAAUUUAUACAUACAGCUUUGUCCUUGCAAGUGGUGCAGAGUGAGGAUGGUGCAGCUGACAGUCUCAAAGGAGUGCCAGCAGUUCCCAGUCUAUCUUUGGAGGUAUUGAUCACACAGCUGGAUAUGACACUUGAGAAAAUUCGAGCUGCUAAUUGUAAUGGGCAUCAGUUAAAUAUGGAUUAUUAUCUGACAUUACUGUUUAUAUAUGGAUUAGCACUCAUUGAAAAGGGGACAAAGCAGGAUUAUUCUGAAGCUAGAAGUAAAUUCAUGACAAUGAAAAUGGAAAUUCAGAAGAAAGAAGAUUGUAGAAAUUUUUUAUCUUUAGUUUAUUUUGGAUGUGGUUUACUACUAGGUUCUCAAAAAAGAUAUAAUGGAGGAUUACUGGAGUUUCAAAAAAGCAAGCAAGAAAUAAAAGAUAAUAAUGAAAACUGGUAUGAUAUAGACCAUAGAAAAGAUGAAGAUUUACCUGAAACAUUUCAGGAUCUUCUUGAUGACUAUAUUAAAAAAUAUGAAAAUCUUAUAGAAAAGGGGACUAUCUGCAGUUCUCCAGACUGUGAGCGGUCUUGUGAGACAGAUAUUUUAAAGAAAUCUAAAUAUAAGGGUUUUGUUCAUCUCAUUUGUAGUGAAAACUGCAGUAUCUACUUCCAUAAAAUUUGUUGGGAAAAGUUCAAGAAUAUAAACCAUUCUGGGAAAAGUGAUGAGAGUUUUAGUGAAAAAACAUGUUUGAAAAAAGGAUGUAUUGGUAACAUUGUAAAGAUGCAAAAAUGUGAAGGACCUGGAGUCUUUAAUAUUCUGUUUGACGUUUUGAAAAAGGAUGAAUGUAUACAAAGCUGUUCUAAACAAUUCAAGACUCUUCCGGUCACUGAAACUACAAAAAUGCAGAAGUUAAAUUUAAAAGGUUGUAAUCUAGAAGAGAUCUUUCAGGAUGAGAUACUAGAACAGAAUGCAUCUCCAGUAGACUCUAUUAAAGAUAUGAAAUCAGACCCAGAAGAACUGCCGGCAGAAAUUCCUAAAGAUGAAAAAUCAGCACCCAGCGAAUCUUCUAUAGAAUCUAUUAAAGAUGUCCAUGAGAGUGCUCAAGUUAAUAAUAAAUUAAAGAAGAAGAAAAAGAAUAAGACUAAGAAGAAUAAAGAGCUGAAUAAAGAGCAUAGUCCAAAUGUCCUAAGAAAGGAGGAACAGGUAGAAAAAGUUCAAGAUUUAAAUCCAUAUCUGAGUAAUGGACCAGAUAAAAAGAACCCAUGUGAUCUCCAGUGUGAUCCUGCCUCUGAGUCCUGUAGCCCAGCUCAGGCAGGCACCCCAGACUUCUCAGACCAGGGCACAAGGAACAAACCAACCACAAAACAUAUAAAAAGUCAAGAGGAAACCGGGGAGCAGCAGCAGCAGCAGCUCUGGGAAGCACGGAGGCAAUGUGCAGACUUCAAAAAACAGUUGGAAGCCAUGGUUCUCCAGUGGCAACAGAAGCAAGUACAGAUUAAAGAGAAAGAUAAAAUCAUUGCUGGUCUUAACCAACAAGUUUCUUCUGGAAACCACAAGGUUUCCAAAUUACAGCAGGAAAUCCAGGUUAAAGAUUCUGAAAUCAGGAAGCUUAAAGAGAAACUUGCUUCAGAAAGAUCUCAGUGGGAAAGGGAGAAGAAUAAGCUGGAAGCCAAAGCUAAAAAGUGCCUGAGCAAGCUGAAUGGAGAGACCAAUAGAGCUAUAACGGCAGAGGUGUGGUUCCUGCAGAGCCGAAGAGAUUUUGGCCUUCAUCAGCUGGAACAGACUGAGAGGGAGUGCCUGUUUCAGUUUAUCCGUGCAACCACUAUGGCAUCAAGCCAUCCAGAAUCACUUCAGCUAAAAGCAGCUGUAGAAAGUUGGGAUACCAUUGUGGCAGAUGUCAGGAACAAAAUUGCGUUCAGCAGGACCCAAUACAAUGAACAAAUUGCUCUGGUGAAGAAUGGUUAUCCUCUGAAUUGCUUGCCUCCAGUACAGAUUCCUCCACCACCACCCAGUCCUGAUAUAUUGAUGCAGCAUUUCUUGGAAAAGCAAAUCAUGAAAGAGAAUUCCUUGAGAGCUAUUCCCAGUUCUCCUCAGCUUGCUUCAUCAUACUGUGGAGUUGGUUCUACUGCUAGCCUGGCUAGACCACCUUUGGUGACAGGUAUGGCCCAACCUUUACAAGUGUCUGUUUUGGAGAAUGGAAUUUCUGAGGCGGUCAUAGGAAAUGAGCGCAUCAAGAUCAGCUGGGAGAGGAUUAUGGAUAAGCUGAAAACUGCCUUUCCAGAAUAUAGCAGGAAGGAGCUCACAGACCUUUUACGAAAGCUGAAGGAUGCCAAUGGUAGAUCCUUGACGGGGCUGACAUUUGAUGAAAUAGUUCGUAGAGUUUCCCAAAUGAUUGAACCUAAAAGAUCCCAGAACCAAGUACAAGGAGUGCAGAGUGCUGAUUCUGUUCCUCCUAGCCACCCUCAGCCUAAACCCAGCAUUGACCAACCCCCACGCUCUGCCUGGAGACCCCUCAACCCACAGGUCCCUGUGGCGUGGGAAGGGACCAAAAAUUUGGUUGAUGAAGAAGAGCCUUGUGUGAUCUGCCAUGAUAACCUCACUUCAGAAAACCUUUCUGUGCUGGCUUGUGCUCAUAAAUUUCAUUCUCAGUGCAUUAAACCCUGGCUGAAACAACAGGGGACAUGUCCUACGUGCAGACUGUAUGUUGUGCUGCCAGAAGAAUUCCCUGGUCUUCCCAGCCGACACAUACCCAAAAUCUGAUGCAAGGGGAUGGAUGAUGUCAAAUGAGAUCAGCUUCUGUACUCCAGAAUUCUGCUUUGCCUUAUUGUCUGAAAUUUGAGGUGGUAUGAAGUAAUGCACACAGCUGUUCUAUAACAGAGGAACUAGCUAACCAAAGUGAUAAAUCUUCAAAAUUUGCAGUGUGCAUUCAUAAUAUGUAGACAAAAUUUGAUUUUAAAAAUUGGUAUCUUUAUACUUUUCCUUUCCUCAGUAGGCAUGGCUUUCUACUCCAAGUGCAACAAUUAAUAACUUGCUAGCCUUUCAAAGUCCUGUUGUCUUUUGUUUUCCUUCCAGUUACAGCCUUCUUCUACUUAAAUGGAGCAGAGAGACUUGUGCAAGAGAUAAAGAUGAGCAAUGAAGAAGUGGGCACAAGUUGUGAAUGAAAGAAAUCCACAGUUUAUCCAAAAAAGUCUCAAUUUCCAUUAGCUUUGAUCUCUAAGGUUAUUAGCAUGUAAACAAGAAGCAUAAUUUAAUUGUUUGAGUUUUUGCUUUUCCACCUUGCUUCAUCUUCCAAGGAAGAUAACUCUUAAAUUAAUUGGCACCAAAAAUCAAAAUAAAAAGGAGUAAGACUGUAUUUAAAGGUUCCACCACCUCAUCACCCUCUAAUACCUUAAACCUUGGGAACCUGCUUUUUUGUGCCAACCCUGCUCUCUUGAAGGCCACCAGUGUUCUUAUUAUCAAAUCCUUUGCAAUAAUCUUUGAACUUUCUGCAACAUUUGACACUAUUUACCAACUCCUUCCUCAUUUGGCUUCCAUGACACUAGUUUUCCAACCUUUCUCCAUCUAUUCGUUAACUCUUUCAUUCAACAGUUUUUCUUUUUGCACCUGCUGUGUGCAGGUGCAAACAUUUUGCCAGGUUCUAGGAGAGAUUAAAAAAAUGGUUUAGAAAAGAGACUGUCCCUUCUUUCGUAGUGCUUAUAGUUUAUUUGGAGGUUAAGACACAAGCACAGAUAAUUAUGAUACAAAAUAUUAUAAAAGUGUACUACAAAGUUUUAGAUUAAAAUGAUCUUUUUCUCCUCCUCUCCCUCACCCCCAUAGGGAUUUCCUUCAGGUUUUUCUCUUUACCUCCUUCUCUUGCUACACUCUUGCCCUGGUUAACCUAAUCCACUCUUGCAAAAAUUUACUUCUAUGUGCAUGACUUAAAUCUGUGGCUUCCUCCAACCCUCAUCUUUCUCCUAAACCCCAUUUCUAUGUUAACAACUGUCAUCUGGUCAUCAGCUUGUCCCAUUAGCUCUUCAAAUUCCACAACAAAAACUCAUUUUAAACCCCACAUCAGAUCAUUUUCCUGAUUGAUGUUUCCAUUAAUGGGCCCACCAUUCUCCCUGGCCUUCCGUCUUCCCUCUUUCUCUUCCCACAUGUAAUCAGUUACCAGGCUAUCGAUUUUAUAUUCACAAUAUCUCUUCACUCCACCCCCUUUCUGUUGCCACUGCCGCUUCCCAGUUCAUGUCCCUGUUAUCCCUUGCUUGAACUACUGUCAUUGCCUCCUAACUGCUUCUGGCUAGACCCGACGACUCCCUCACUGUUCAUUGAGCAUUCCUUGUGCUUCUCACUCCUUAUACUUCUGCUCGCGUUAUUCCCUUCACCUGAAAUAUCCUACAACCAGGCACAGUGUCUGCCUUGCCAAGUUUUUCCUAUUCUUCAAGUCCUAGUUCCAAUGCCAACCCCUUCAUGAAGCCUUCCCUGACCCUCUUCCCAGUCAGUUGUGAUUUCUUCCAUAUCUGAACCCCCAUAAUAUGUUUUUAUUAUUUUAUUAUUGUGCUUCUACUUUGUAUUAUAUUUAUAAACUUUUCCUAUGCCUGCUAAGACUGUAAAUUGAAGCCCUGGGACAGGCAUUGUUUCCUUCCUGGGGGUGUGCAUUCCUUCCUGCUGGAGUAGGGAGACUAAAUCCCUAACCCUUGUCGUUGUCCUCUACUGACUUGUUCCCCGUGGAGGUUGGGGCGCUAAGGGUGAGGGAGUAGGGGACACUGAAGCAGAAGGAGAUAGAUUCCCCCCUUUUCUCCCAUGGCUCCUCAAAUAGGGCUAUCUCUACUAGGCCCACUUUUCUUCUCCUGUUUGAGAUCUUUUCCCCUUCCAACAUUCCGUAUUCAGUUCAACACUAACUCUCCCUAGUCCCUCUUCUCCUCUGCCCUUUAGAACCACUGUUGUUAACUAAUUCUUUCAUUCCAGUCUUCUCACAUUCCUUCCCUUCUGAAGACUUCAUCUCUCUUGGCACCCUCUCCAAUGUUGGCUUCUUCUCCAAUAUUCCCUGUUGCACAGGGCCAGGAGGAAUUGGUAAAUUUCUUGCUCUCCACUGCCACUUUCAGAAUCCUCUGUUGGCCAUCUCACGCAGGACCUAGCUCCUCUUCCACUUCAUGUUGUCCAGGUCGUGGGUGUUGUUAUUGCCGUUGCUGCUUGUUUGUUGUCACUCUAGGUCAGUAUGCCUCCUCUACAGUGUGUUCAGUGUGUGGUUUAUAGCUUUCCCUGCCCCAAAUCAUAGCUUUCCAGCUCCCUAACUUCCUCAACUCCCAUGACCUCUGUUCAACCACAGUUAGGAAUGGUCCAACUCUAUACCACUCUGCUCCAUCUAAAUUCAUCUUAGAUGCUGGGAUUUCUAGUUGCAGUCCAGGUCUGUGACAACAGCAGGCAUGUUUUCUUCCAUUUUCUCAUCAGCUACAGUACCUAGAAUGGGGCCUUUCAUGAAAAUAGGAGCUUCACAAAUAGGUACUGACAAUUGAAUAAGAUGGAGGAAGGGAGAGUUAAGGGAAGCAGGGCUUGAACCACAAAAUAGAGAAUUGCUGAAUAAUUGAUAGGCCUUCACUUGUAGACCUGAGUCUCCCCCAAGUACUUAAAAAAAUCUCCAUUUUCAACCAUUUGACCUUAGCCAGAGAACUUACUGAUUGUAUGUAUGUUUUGUAUUGUAUGGGUACACUCUUACAUGAAUGUAUGGGCUAAGCCCUAUCACCCAAAUCUUAGCACUGAGAACUGUUAUAACUGUAACUGAGACUCAGUUAUUAUUAAAGUCAAGAUGGUGUUAUGUAAGUACUGUUCCUUUGUACCAGCUCCAGAAUUAGAAGAAUUCAAUUGCUCUGUGUGAUGAAUGUUUGUCAGACCAUGGUCAAGGUCUUGGGUUCACUUACCUAUGGACCUUAAGUCAACAAUUUCCCCUAUCUGCUUUAGAUUAAAUGUGUCGUUAAACUUUUAAA